Molecule: messenger RNA, 1590 nt
Organism: Fonsecaea erecta
Lineage: Eukaryota; Fungi; Ascomycota; Eurotiomycetes; Chaetothyriales; Herpotrichiellaceae
Exons: 5
Coding region: 1-1590 (529 amino acids)
Biological process (GO): transmembrane transport
Cellular component (GO): membrane
Molecular function (GO): myo-inositol:proton symporter activity
Source: RefSeq, a predicted model, not a curated record
AUGUCUGAAAAAGUAAUUGAGAAGUACGAAGCCGACCAAGUCGAGGCGGUCGAGCGUCGAGGGACCACUGCGGAAGAAGUCACCGAACUCAGCGGCAUCGAGGCAACUGCUGCAUCCACGGCAGCAUGGCUAAUAUCGAUUACUGUCUCGGUGGGAGGCUUCCUGUUCGGAUACGACACGGGCUACAUCUCCUCAGUCCUUGUCACGAUCGGAACGUCGCUCGGCCAUGCAUUGAGCUCGGAUGAGCAAGAGCUGGUCACCUCCUUGACUAGCGGUGGGGCCCUCGUGGGCGCUGUGUUUGCCGGCCUGAUAGCUGAUCGUUUUGGCCGCAAAUGGCCCAUCUGGAGUGCCUGUCUUCUAUUCGUGAUUGGCACCGUCCUCCAAACUUGCGCCUAUAGUCUGGUCCAAUUCGCGGUCGGUCGCUUCGUUGUCGGCCUGGGCGUAGGUUCUGCGGCCAUGAUCUGCCCGCUGUACAUCGGCGAAUUGGCACCUGCCAAAUAUCGGGGUCGAAUGAUCGCCUUCAACAAUAUGAGCGUCACGUUUGGCCAGCUCGUGGCAUCCGCCCUUGGAGCAGGCUUUCAGCAUGUCCAUGGUGAAGGUUGGCGAGCGACUGUUGCCAUUGGAGCUGCACCUCCGAUUGCUCUGGCCGGCCUACUUCUGCUCUGCCCGGAGUCUCCGCGCCAAUUAGUCUCCCAUGGCAAAUACGCAGCUGCUGAGGAGGUGUUGCUCAAAAUAUAUCCCAGCUCGACAAGCGACCAACGUCAGGCCAAGAUCAAGUCCAUCGAACUAUCCCUCCAAGAAGCAACCACAGCCAUGUCCAAGGAAUCGCUCUGGACCACGCUGAAGCGAAUAUUCACAACUCCAGCCACCGGGCGUGCUGUCCUCACGGCUUGCAUCGUUAUGGCCAUCAGCCAGCUGGGCGGUUUCAACACGCUCAUGUACUAUGCGGCCACCCUCUUCAAGAUCGUCGGCUUCACCAACGCCACAGCGGUCGCCAUCACCGUCUCAGGCACCAACUUCAUCUUCUCCAUCGUCAAUCUGGUCCUGGUUGACAAGUUCGGUCGCCGCGCUCUCCUGACCAUCACUGUUCUCGGCAUGUCACUCUGCAUGAUGGUCGCCGCGGUGUCAUUCCAUUAUAUCCCGAUUAACAAGGAUCUCGUCGUCGAGUCCAACCACAUCGGGUGGCCCGCGACUCUCGUGCUCGUCGCCAUCAUCGUAUACGUGGCCUGUUUCUCGUCGGGCGUGGCUACGAUUGCGUGGAUCGGCACGGAGCUGAUCCCCCUUGAAGUUCGAGCUCUUGGGACCAUGCUGAACACCGUGACAUGCUGGAGCACCAACAUCAUCAUUGCAUCCACGUUCCUCUCAAUCAUGCGCGGAUCAAGUCCCACGGGAGCGUUUUCGCUGUAUGCUGGCAUUUGCUUUGUGGGCUGGCUGUUCAUCAUCUUCUGCUACCCGGAGUGCAAGGGCAUGCCGCUGGAGACGGUGCGGGAGGUGUUCCGAACCGGCUUCGGCGUGCGAUACUCGAAACGUUGGCAGCGCGAGCACAAGCAUCUCGCCAAGGUCAGCACGCACGCUUCUUUGGGCCAUUAG